CUCCCUCCCUCCUCCACUCAGUUGUCUGAACUCUACAGUUCGUCUCCGUCCCUGGGUCGCUACUUCUCCAGUGUUGAAAUCUCUGACUUCAGAAACGGCUCUGUGCAAGUUGACUACCGGCUGAGGUUCCUGAUGCCCCUGAAUGACACUGAGUUGGAGCAGUUCACUCUGAGCAGAGAGAUGGUGUAUAAUGUCUUCAGACAGUCUCUCUAUGACCAAGACCCUGAGCUCAACCACCCGCUGUAUAUACACCCAGCAUCACUGGACAUGCAGGUUGACUCAGUGACUAGUGAGAGCAGAAGUGGCGUGCUGUAUUGGUGACGACUACGCAAUACUCUGGGGGCAAAGAGAUUUGAGCAGAUCAAGAGACCCAUCUGAUUGAGUGGAAUAUCUGACGGAUGAUUACGUAGAACCCAUGGACCAACCCACACACACACACACAAUGAAACCCUGUGAAACUGGAUCGCUACUGCUGUGUCAGUGGCAUGUACAACCUGACAGACUGUAUGACAAAUAGACAUUGAUGAGACUUUUCUGCAUAUUCCAAUCAUUCCAUCUAUCUCAAGUAGCCAAGAGAAGGGAAAGGCCUAAGUGUACUUUUGGAAUGAGGAUAAUGGGGUGUUGACAUUAAGUGUUUGUCUGACGGUGUAUUAUUGUUUUUGCAUGUUAAGUGUCAAAGUGGAUUAACAAUGUCUGUGGCCAAGACAGAUGUUUUUAUCCAAGAUGUUUUUAUCCAAGAUGUUUUUAUCCAAGAUGUUUUUAUCCCAGAUGUUUUUAUCCAAGAUGUUUUUAUCCAAGAUGUUUUUAUCCCAGAUGUUUUUAUCCCAGAUGUUUUUAUCCAAGAUGUUUUUAUCCAAGAUGUUUUUAUCCAAGAUGUUUUUAUCCCAGAUGUUUUUAUCCAAGAUGUUUUUAUCCAAGAUGUUUUUAUCCAAGAUGUUUUUAUCCAAGAUCGUUUUUAUCCAAGAUCGUUUUUAUCCAAGAUCUUUUUACGGGUUGUAAAUAUGACUUCCUGAUACCUACUCUAUAGUCUAUAUAUCAUGUCUGAGAGGACUAACUAUUCCAAUUUGAGGCAUUGCUUCAAUCUCUAUAUUCUUUCACAUUUUACAUAUUACAUGAAUUGAUUGGAAACUGUAUUUUGUGAAAUAAAUGUUUUGUUUUUUAUUGUA
Molecule: messenger RNA, 1166 nt
Organism: Oncorhynchus keta (chum salmon)
Lineage: Eukaryota; Metazoa; Chordata; Actinopteri; Salmoniformes; Salmonidae
Product: TPA-induced transmembrane protein
Exons: 4
Source: RefSeq, a predicted model, not a curated record